Molecule: messenger RNA, 534 nt
Organism: Cicer arietinum (chickpea)
Lineage: Eukaryota; Viridiplantae; Streptophyta; Magnoliopsida; Fabales; Fabaceae
Product: cytochrome c oxidase copper chaperone 1-like
Cellular component (GO): mitochondrial intermembrane space
Molecular function (GO): copper ion binding; copper chaperone activity
Source: RefSeq, a predicted model, not a curated record
AGGAUUUAAAACGAUGAGUGGUGCACAACUGCAAAGUGCUUCCUCUGUCUUGGCCAUACCAGGGUCACAACAAAGUAAAGGUUCGGUAACUGAGACGAGUGCUGCAGAGUCAAAGCCAAAGAAGAGAAUCUGCUGUGCUUGCCCAGACACUAAGAAGCUGCGAGAUGAAUGCAUAGUAGAACACGGUGAACCAGCUUGUGCGAAGUGGAUUGAGGCUCACCGACUGUGCCUCCGUGCCGAGGGAUUCAAUGUUUAAAAUUUUGUGAUGAGGAAAAAUAGAAGUCAUAAGUUCAAGAACUCAAUUGAUUUUAUGAAACUAAUAAAGAUUUAGGAUUACAAAUUAUUUGUUUUACAAUUUCACCAGUAUUAUAGUUGAAGCUCGGAAUAAAAACAGGGGAGUUGAUUGCUAAAUACAAUUCAGAAUUAAUGAUUUCUAUCAUUUUGACUUUUGAGGUUAUACUAUAGUAGUUGUGUUUAGACUGACAGUUGGAAUGAAAUUUUAAGUUGUUAUUAUUACUAUUACUUGUCAUCUCU